UAUUCCUGCUCGUCUCGCUCCACCAGUUAAGUUAAAUCAGAGGCAGCCACUGGCACACUGAGGUGGUCUUUCUAUCUCUCGGUCUGUCCUGCUCUGAAAGCAUCAGCAGCCUCCUGAUUCAGCACCACAGGACUCGCUGAGGCCCUCGCCCAAGGCCUGUAUCAGUCACCAGAGACGCACCCUGCCGACAGGGCCCCCUGUUUGAAAGUCCCAGGAUCUGGCACUAAAAAAAGGGAAAAUGCGGAAUACAACGACGGGAGUGACGGACGAGAUAUCUCUGACGUGUGGCAUGUCAGGAAGCCAUGAAUUCAUCUUCACCCUGGUACCCAUCGUCUACGGCUGUAACUUUGUCAUCGGCAUUGUUGGAAACAGUAUGGUAGUGGCGGUGAUCUACUGCUACAUGAAGCUCAAGACGGUGGCCAACAUAUUUGUGCUCAAUCUUGCAGUUUCUGACCUCACCUUCCUCAUCACUCUGCCCAUGUGGGCCACCUUCACCGCCACGGGCUAUAACUGGCCCUUUGGGGAAUUCCUGUGCAAGGCCAGUGCAGGGCUGGUGAUUUUUAACCUCUACACCAGCAUCUUCUUCCUCACGGCGCUCAGCAUCGACCGGUACCUCGCCAUCGUUCACCCGAUGCAGUCUCGCAGGUUGCGCACUGUGCUGUACGCACGCAUCACCUGCGUCGUGAUCUGGCUGUUUGCCUUUGUGCUGAGUGUGCCCACAGCCUUGAUCAGGGACAUCCACCACAUCACAAACUACACGACAGUGUGUGGCAUUCUUCACCCGACCAUGGAAAACACCAUGAUUCUGAAGGAGCUCCUGCUGGCACUCAGCCUGAUGAAAAGCCUGCUGGGCUUCCUGGUGCCCUUUGUCAUCAUCAUCACCUGUUACUGCCUGAUCGGACGUGCACUGGUGGGCGCGAGGAAAAUCCAGAAAAGCUCCCGUUCACGGGAUGACGAGGUACUGCGCAUGCUUGCAGCAGCUGUCCUGGCCUUCUUCCUGUGCUGGGUGCCCCAUCAGGCGUUCCACUUGAUGCAGAUGCUUACCCAGCUGUCACUGGAAAAGAACUGUGCCAUCAUCGAGAUCAUUGACACCGCCAUGCCCUUCACUAUCUGCAUCGCCUACUUCAACAGUUGCGUUAAUCCUAUUCUGUACGGCUUCGUUGGCAAUAACUUUCGCAAAAACUUGCUGCGGCUGUUGCGCUGCUCGCCGAAUGGAGUCAGAGUGUCUCACCCGAGCAUCAGCUCCAAGAUGAGCGCCCUCUCUUUUCGUGCCUCUGAGGGACUGAGCCUCACAGCCAAAAGCAAGGCCUCUUCUGAAGUGAAGUGAGAAAAAAGAAGAAGAAAAAGAGUCCAGGUUUACUCUCCCCACUCUUUUUGGUUUGUGGUUAAGGGGAUGGAGACAUUCCAUGCUUUUAAACCCCCAACUGUAUUACAAAGCACUGAAACGUUGUAUUCCUAUAUGCCCCUCUGUGAGCAAGUCCAAUAUAAAUUCACUCCCUUGUACAAUGCUUAUCUGCAGAAUAAUUAUUCAAUUGGAACAUCUCUCCAAGCAUGUGAACGUUAGUGUUUUAAAAAAACAUCCGUUGAAGUAGAAACGAAAUCUGUGAAUAAACUAUAUGAAUGCUAGAAAAGACUAUAUUUACAGAUCACUUAUCUCAUUAUGUAUAUAAGAUACGCAUGUCCUGCAGGAGUUUGUCGCAUUGGUGCUUUAAGGAUACAGUGCCGUAAUAUAUAGUCCUGUAAUAACCACUCUGUGUGCUCAGUAGGUCUCUCACCAGUUGGACCAGCGAUCAAGUGCUCAGCAAAGAAAAAAAAGAAAGAAAAAAUAAUAGUAUAUAUAUAUACAUAUAUAUAUAAAUAUAUAUUAAAAAUCAUAAGCCACUCAUGCAUGCUCUGCCAGCAACUGUACAUAUGGAACAAUUGGAAAAAGUAUAGCAAAAAUGUGAUGUGGGUUUAAAUCAGUGUGUAACAUAUUGGGCAAUGAUGACUCGUGCCUGCAUGCUGAAUGUGUUCAAGUACUCGCAAAAUAACUUUGAAAUGAUGAAAUGUUCCCUCGUCUAGGAGUAACACGCUGUAUAAAUAAGAUACUGCACGAACACUCCAGGCUGAUCAUUGUCAAUAUCUCCAGUGGUUGUUUUUGUGGUAUUCGAUUUGUUAUUCUUCAUACUCUGUAAGUGUACAUUGUGAAUAUGUGAAAAUAUGAAUAAAAGGUAAAAACUAAAAAAACUAAA
This is a messenger RNA of Pseudoliparis swirei, 2231 nucleotides long. It is a transcript of the gene agtr1b, whose product is annotated as angiotensin II receptor, type 1b. The record is from RefSeq and is a predicted model, not a curated record. Gene Ontology annotation, molecular function: angiotensin type II receptor activity. The coding region runs from base 239 to 1327 and encodes 362 amino acids. Gene Ontology annotation, biological process: immune response; regulation of vasoconstriction; G protein-coupled receptor signaling pathway. Gene Ontology annotation, cellular component: membrane. The transcript has 2 exons. Lineage: Eukaryota; Metazoa; Chordata; Actinopteri; Perciformes; Liparidae.